AUGGGAGGAAAUUGUUCUAAUUGUAAUUAAUGUCAAAAGGAUAGAUUAGAGAUAAUUAAUGAAAUUGAAGUGACAAAAAAGUCAGAUAGUUAAAGAAGAGUAUUAUCUUCAGUUUCAUAACAAUCAUAAAAUAGUUAAUUAGAUGUUGUAAUGAAUAGUAUUAUCUAUAGAAUGAUUUGAAAUAGAUUAAAUGUGCACCAACUGAAUAGAAGAAUACAAAGUUUUCAGUGUUUGCAGAAGAUUAAGAAAAAGAUAAAAAGGAUGAUAAGAAUUUGAAUCAAAAGGCCGUUGUAAUAUAAAAAAUUUGGAAGGGACACAAAGCUAGAUAGAGUUAUUAAGAAUUGAAGAAAUCCUUAUCAGAAAAGAAUUAAAAAGAUGAGUGUAAGAAUUAAGAAUAACAGUGUGAUUAAGUAACAAUAGCUAGUAAAGAUAAAAAAAAGNUUACACAACUCAAUAAAAACUCAUUAGAAACCAUACAAAAUUUGUAUAUCAUAAAAUUUAUAAAUUAGAAGUGA
Messenger RNA from Paramecium primaurelia, 515 nucleotides. The record is from the annotation of a GenBank genome assembly. Lineage: Eukaryota; Ciliophora; Oligohymenophorea; Peniculida; Parameciidae.